GACUCCCAGCUCUGCUCUCCAGGCCAUCCAGCACCUCUGGACUGUGCCCUGCUCACUCAGACAAGCUGGAAGUGCUGGGCAAGCUCAGUCCAGCCAUGAGCAGAUGAGGGGGUCAGAGGAGUGGGGAGCAGACUGAAGACCUUCCAACCCAUCCCGAACCUGCUUUCCUGGAGCCAGCCUGCAGGCUGAGCAGCAGUGAAUCCUGUGUCCCAUCCUGUUGAUUGACUGUUGAUAUGCUGGCAUCCAGCAUGGAGAGAGUAGAAAGUGAGACCCUGAUGGAUGAAGUGGAGGAGAUGAGUAGAAGAGCCGACGUGACUCUGGACCCAGACACCGCCAACCCCUUCCUCAUCCUGGCCAGUGACCAGCGAGGGGUGGCACGGGGGCAGGAGUGGACCUUGCUGCCCGACAGCCCCGAGCGGUUUGACACGGAGCCGUGUGUGCUGGGCAGCCAGAGCUUCGCUGCGGGAAGACACUGCUGGGAGGUGGAGGUGGCCGAGGCAGGGGACUGGUGGGCUGUGGGAGUGGCCCAGGAGUCUGUCAGGAGGAAGGGGGUCCUCAGUUUUACACCCCAGGAGGGGAUCUGGGCCGUGGGGCAAUGGUUUGGACAGUACCAUGCUUUCAGUGAUCCUGACUGGACCCCCCUGCACCUUACCUGCCUCCCCAGGGCCAUCCUGAUCUGCCUGGACUUCACAGACAAGCAGGUGACUUUUGCUGAUGCUGAGAGUGAAGCCCCAAUCUUUGCUUUCUGCCUGGCCUCGUGUGCUGGGGAGAGGCUGCGCCCAUGGCUCUGGGUGGGGAUGGACUCGUGGCUCAAGCUGUGCCCCUGACAGGGGGGGAACAUGGGGACCGGGAAGGCAAAUGCCAUCACCUUGAGUUUGGUGCUGGGAACUGGGAGGGUCCUGCAUCCUGCCGCUUUCUCCUCACAUGGAUCCCCUGGCCACCAAGGGGACGACUGGCAGCUCGUGGAGGUGGACACCACAAGAGACCCUCCUCCAUCCCCCCACCCCUCAGCUGGGACUGCAGGGGACAUGGGGAGCACAGAGACUUGGUGCAGGGAAGAGCUCGGCUCCCAGUGGUCCCACGGCAGGGACCGCUGCUGAGUGCCAGGGCACUGCAGAGCUGCUCUGUACGAGGCCGUGGGAAACACAGCAGGGUCCAGCUCCCCCAAGGGUACUGGAGUAGUGCCUCUCUCUGGCUUUUCUCAAGUAAGUUAAAAAACCCCAACCAUAGCUGGAUACUCAUGACAACGCUUAUCUUUCCCACACAUGCAAAGCCUCUCUUUGCCUGACGCGCACUGGUAGCAGUGCAGGGGCAGCAGCAGGGGCUGCCCAGGAAGGGAAGCACAAUGCUGAGCCGUGUCUGAAAUCCACAGGAGAGGAAUUCCCACCCAUCUGUCAUCCUCUGAUCUCGUCCCAUCAAGGUCCCACCUCACAGCAUUCUGCUGAAUCCUGUCCUUAGGAGAGGAGAAGGUGGAUGUAGGUGGACAUUGCCUGGGUCCAGCAUAGAUUUCAUCUCUCUCUGGUUGGACCUUCUUUAGUGCCACCUCAGUUGUCAUCGCUGCGGUGGCAUCUGGGCACAGGCAACAGUAUUGGUCUCCCUGCUCUACUCCAGGAGCUGCAAAGUUGCAGAACUGUGUCAGACCCAGGUAUCUGCCCCCAGAGCUCUGCCCUAAGCCUUUUCCACUGUGGUAGCUCCAAGACUGGGGAAACCCAGGGAUCUCUGCUCCCAGUGAGGCACUUCCUCCCCUCCAUGGGCAGGAGCCUCUGAGACUGUCCUGUCUUGCUUGGGGUAGAGUUAACUUUCCUCUCAGUAGCCAGCAUAGUGCUGGGUUUGGGAUUUAGGGCGAGAAUAAUAUUGAUAGCAACAAUCAAACCAUCAUUCAUGGGGUGUUUACCCAAGCCAAGGACUUCUCUGUGUCUCAUGCCCUGUCAAAAAGGAGCUGCAUAAGAAGCUGGGGGGGGAGCACAGCCAGGACAGCUGACCCAAACUGGCCAGAAGGACAUUCCACACCAUAGAACAUCCUGUCCAGUGUGUGAACUGGGGGAGCUGCCUGGGAGGGGCCAAUCACUGCUGGGGGACAGGCUGGGCACAGAUCAAUGAAUGGUGAGCAACUGUA
This is a messenger RNA of Ficedula albicollis (Collared flycatcher), 2116 nucleotides long. Its product is annotated as thaicobrin-like. The coding region runs from base 234 to 827 and encodes 197 amino acids. The transcript is spliced from 3 exons. The record is from RefSeq and is a predicted model, not a curated record. Gene Ontology annotation, molecular function: protein binding. Lineage: Eukaryota; Metazoa; Chordata; Aves; Passeriformes; Muscicapidae.